Armigeres subalbatus is the source of this 3682-nucleotide messenger RNA. RefSeq names its product DNA-directed RNA polymerase III subunit RPC2 (gene RpIII128). Gene Ontology annotation, cellular component: RNA polymerase III complex. NCBI's taxonomy places the organism in Eukaryota, Metazoa, Arthropoda, Insecta, Diptera, Culicidae. Bases 193 to 3597 code for a protein of 1134 amino acids. Gene Ontology annotation, molecular function: ribonucleoside binding; DNA binding. Gene Ontology annotation, biological process: DNA-templated transcription. The transcript has 3 exons. The record is from RefSeq and is a predicted model, not a curated record.
AUGUCAACAAAAUGCUUUCGUUCCGUUCGUUUCAUGCCGAAUAAGUCCUCGUGUAUUUCAUCAUUUAAGAAAUUGAAUUACAUCCGAAAUCCAUAGGAUUUAUAAAAACUUAAUCCCAAGGAUGCAGUAGCAAUACCCAUCUGUUAUGUUAAUCGUGAAAAAAGUGCAGUUUGAAUUAUAAAUCUAGUGAAAAUGGGACUUGAUGAAAAGCACUGGGAACCGGAGGGUAAGAACUUCAAAAAGGUCCAAAAGGCUCUGGAGGACAAAUGGAAGCUGGUUCCGGCGUUUCUCCAGAUCAAGGGUCUGGUCAAGCAGCACAUCGAUUCUUUCAACUAUUUCAUCAAUGUGGACAUCAAGAAUAUUGUCCGGGCGAAUGAUGAAGUGAAGAGCGAUGCUGACCCGUGCUUCUACCUGAAAUAUUUGAAUGUGAGCAUCGGAAUGCCAGAUGUGGAAGAGGGUUUCAACAACACCAAGUCUACUACUCCGCAUGAGUGCCGGCUGCGGGAUAUGACAUAUGCGGCUCCAAUUACCGUCGAUAUCGAAUAUACGAGGGGAACCCAACGAGUGGUGCGGAAUAAUCUUCUGAUUGGUCGUAUGCCGAUAAUGCUACGGUCGUCCAAUUGCGUGCUAACUGGGAAAUCUGAAUAUGAGCUGUCGCAAGUUAAUGAGUGUCCAAUGGAUCCGGGCGGUUAUUUUGUUAUCCGUGGCACGGAGAAAGUUAUUUUGAUUCAAGAGCAGGUCUCGUGGAACAAGAUGAUAACGGAGGACUAUAACAAUGUGAUUCAGUGCCAGGUAACGAGUUCGACUCACGAGAAGAAGUCCCGAACGAUUCUACUGUCCAAGCAUGGCAAGUACUAUUUGAAACACAAUUCUAUGACGGAGGAAAUUCCAGUAGCCAUCAUAUUCAAAGCAAUGGGAAUCGCCUCGGAUCAAGAGAUUAUGCAACUUGUUGGUAUUGAUACGGAAACGCAAAAGCGAUUUGCGCCUUCCCUGUUGGAGGCUGCCAAUCAUAAGGUUUAUACUCAGCAACGAGCCCUGGAAUACAUGGGAUCGAAGCUGAUCGCGAAGCGUUUCACUACAGCGGCGACCAAGUACAGAACAACUGCGGAUGAAGCAAGAGAUUUACUAGCGACAACUAUCUUGGCCCACGUCCCUGUACCGAAUUUUAAUUUUCAGGUAAAGGCUAUUUAUGUAGCUCUUAUGAUUCGUCGCGUCAUGGCUGCCGAAGUGGAUAAAUCAGCUGUUGAUGAUCGCGAUUACUACGGUAACAAACGACUUGAGCUGGCAGGAUCGCUGCUGUCCCUGAUGUUCGAGGAUCUGUUCAAGCGGUUCAAUUGGGAGCUGAAGAUGAUCGCCGACAAGAACAUUCCCAAGAUAAAGGCCGCGCAAUUCGAUAUAGUAAAACACAUGAGAGCUGCUUUGAUUUCAACUGGCUUGGAAACGGCAAUCUCGACGGGAAAUUGGACCAUCAAGCGUUUCAAAAUGGAACGUGCAGGGGUGACGCAAGUGCUUUCCCGAUUGAGCUACAUUUCUGCGCUCGGAAUGAUGACCAGGGUGAAUUCCCAGUUUGAGAAGACGAGGAAGGUUUCGGGACCGCGUUCAUUGCAGCCGAGUCAAUGGGGAAUGCUCUGCCCCUCGGAUACCCCCGAAGGUGAGGCUUGCGGUUUGGUGAAGAAUCUUGCAUUAAUGACGCACAUUACGACGGAGGUAGACGAAGAACCGGUAAUUCGCUUGGCUUACAAUUCAGGGGUGGAGGACAUUCGUCUGCUGGGAGGUGAAACCAUAAAUAAUCCGAAGGUUUUCAUGGUGUUCAUCAACGGUAACAUCUUGGGGGUGACGAUCGGGUAUAAGCGUUUGGUAGAGGUAUUUCGGAUGAUGAGAAGAAGGGGCCUCAUUGGAUCGUUUGUUUCGAUUCAUACAUCAUUCACACAGCGUUGUGUUUAUAUCCACACGGAUGGUGGUCGCUUAUGUCGUCCAUACAUAAUUGUGCAGAACGGAAAGCCCUUGGUGCAGCAGGACCACAUCGAGCAGCUGAAGAUUGGCUUGAGGAAGUUUGAUGAUUUUCUCCAUGAUGGUUUGAUUGAAUAUUUGGAUGUAAAUGAAGAAAACGAUUCAUUCAUUGCUUAUCAAGAGACCGACAUUGAUCCGGAAAAGACUACUCAUUUAGAGGUGGAACCUUUUACACUCUUGGGAGUUUGUGCUGGUUUAGUUCCGUAUCCACACCACAAUCAAAGUCCUCGUAAUACCUACCAAUGUGCUAUGGGUAAACAAGCUAUGGGGAUUAUCGGCUACAAUCAAAAGAACCGCAUUGAUACACUUAUGUAUAACAUUGUAUACCCGCAGACUCCAAUGGUCCGAUCAAGAACCAUCGAGCUGACUAAUUUCGACAAACUUCCGGCUGGGCAGAAUGCCACCGUAGCUGUUAUGAGCUAUUCGGGGUACGAUAUCGAAGAUGCCCUGAUUCUGAACAAAGCUUCCAUCGAUCGUGGCUACGGUCGUUGCCUCGUUUACAAAAACAGCAAAUGCACCAUCAAGCGCUACAGUAACCAAACAUUCGAUCGUAUCAUGGGCCCUAUGAAAGAUUCCUUGACCAACAAGAUUAUUUUCAAGCACGAAUGUCUCGAUACGGAUGGAAUCAUUUCUCCAGGAGAAAAAGUCCUGUCCAAACAAACUAUGGUCAACAAGGAGAUGCCCGCAGUCAAAUCGACAAAUCCCAUCGAGCAAAAAGAGGCCGGACAGCAACCCAUUACGUAUAGCCCGGUCCCGAUAACCUACAAGGGAACCGAGCCCAGCUACAUAGAGAAGGUCAUGGUCUCCACCAACAACGAAGAGGAGUUCCUUGUCAAGAUGUUGCUAAGACAAACUCGGCGCCCAGAAAUCGGCGACAAGUUCAGUUCCCGUCACGGUCAGAAAGGUGUGACCGGUUUAAUAGUCGAUCAAGAGGAUCUUCCUUUCAACGAUUAUGGCAUGUCACCUGACAUGGUCAUGAACCCACACGGUUUUCCUUCGCGUAUGACAGUCGGUAAGACCCUGGAGCUUCUGGGUAGUAAGGCAGGAGUUUUGGAGGGAAAAUUCCACUACGGAACCGCAUUUGGGGGAUCCAAAUGCCAAGACCUGCAGGAUGAACUAUUCAAGAAUGGUUUCAACUUCCUCGGAAAAGAUAUCUUCUAUUCGGGCAUCACCGGUGAACCAUUGGAAAUGUAUAUCUACUCCGGUCCUGUCUACUACCAGAAGCUCAAGCACAUGGUGCAGGAUAAGAUGCACGCUCGAGCUCGUGGCCCACGGGCUGUGCUCACCCGUCAACCGACGCAAGGUCGUAGUCGUGAGGGCGGUCUUCGUCUCGGCGAAAUGGAACGGGACUGCUUGAUUUCCUACGGAGCUUCCAUGCUGAUUAUGGAACGGCUGAUGAUUUCUUCCGAUGCGUUCGAUGUGGACGUCUGCAAUGUGUGCGGUCGGUUGGCUUACUCAUCCUGGUGCCACAAUUGUCGAUCAUCCGCCAGCGUAUCGAAAAUUUCCAUGCCCUACGCUUGUAAGCUUUUGUUCCAAGAACUAACCAGUAUGAACAUUGUUCCCCGGCUUAAACUGAAGAACUACUAAGAUAGAUUAGAAGUUGUAUGGAUUGAAUUCAUUAUUAAUUAAAAUACGCUGAAAUAUACUUUUCUUAUCCUUUCAUUUGUUCUAA